Propithecus coquereli (Coquerel's sifaka) is the source of this 2916-nucleotide messenger RNA. RefSeq names its product alkylglycerone phosphate synthase (gene AGPS). The transcript is spliced from 16 exons. Gene Ontology annotation, molecular function: alkylglycerone-phosphate synthase activity; FAD binding. The record is from RefSeq and is a predicted model, not a curated record. Lineage: Eukaryota; Metazoa; Chordata; Mammalia; Primates; Indriidae. Bases 5 to 1672 code for a protein of 555 amino acids. Gene Ontology annotation, biological process: lipid biosynthetic process.
GCGAAUGGUCGCGCCGGGCGCAGCUCUGAGUGACCUUUCACCCGCGCCCAGCGGUCCCGGGCGGUGGCACGAGGCGGAAGCCAUGGCGGAGGCGGCGGCUGCAGCGGGCGGGACAGGCGCGGGCUCCGGCUCUGCAGCGGACCGGGACCGGGACCGGGACCCGGACCGCGCCGGGCGGAGGCUGCGGGUUCUCUCAGGCCAUCUGCUGGGCCGGCCUCAUGAGGCACUGAGUACCAAUGAGUGCAAAGCGCGAAGAGUCGCGUCGGCGGCCACGGCAGCGCCCACGGCCACACCCGCCGCUCAGGAGUCGGGUACCAUCCCCAAGAAGCGGCAAGAAGUUAUGAAAUGGAAUGGAUGGGGAUAUAAUGAUUCCAAAUUCUUCUUCAAUAAGAAGGGCCAAAUUGAGUUUAGUGGGAAAAGGUACCCUCUUAGUGGCAUGAUUUUACCAACUUUUAGAGAAUGGAUCCAAAAUAUCCUUGGAGUAAGUCUGGAGCAUAAAGCUACCUCUAAAGCAUCCUUAAAUCCUAGUGAUGCACCUCCUUCUAUUGUAAAUGAAGAUUUUCUUCAUGACCUUAAAGAAACUAGAGGAACAAGUGUUUCAUAUGGUCUGAUGUGUCCUGCAGAUGAGACAAGAACAAUUAUUUCUUUGGACACUUCACAAAUGAAUCGAAUCCUCUGGGUUGAUGAAAAUAAUCUGACAGCUCAUGUAGAAGCUGGCAUAACAGGACAAGAUUUGGAAAGACAGCUUAAAGAAAGUGGUUAUUGUACAGGUCAUGAACCAGAUUCCCUGGAAUUUAGCACUGUGGGAGGAUGGGUAUCUACUCGGGCAUCAGGCAUGAAGAAGAAUAUCUAUGGCAAUAUCGAGGACCUGGAAAAGAGGCAAGAAAAUUGUCAUGUGAUAUAUUGGAUUAUUCCCCCUUCUCUUUCAGGAACUCUUGGUGUAAUAACAGAAGCUACAAUAAAAAUCAGACCAGUCCCUGAAUACCAAAAGUAUGGCUCGGUAGCUUUCCCUAAUUUUGAACAAGGAGUAGCCUGUUUAAGAGAAAUUGCAAAACAGUUUAAAGGAUUUGAUCCAAAUCAACUAAGUGUAGCCACGUUACUGUUUGAGGGGGAUCGUGAGAAGGUUCUUCAACAUGAAAAACAAGUGUAUGACAUUGCUGCAAAAUUUGGUGGGUUGGCAGUUGGAGAAGAUAAUGGACAGAGAGGUUAUUUACUGACCUAUGUCAUUGCAUAUAUUCGAGACUUGGCUUUGGAAUACUGUGUAUUAGGAGAAUCUUUUGAGACUUCUACUCCCUGGGACAGGGUUGUAGAUCUCUGUAGAAACGUAAAAGAAAGAAUAAUAAGGGAAUGCAAAGAAAAGGGUGUUCAGUUUGCUCCUUUUUCUACAUGCAGGGUGACGCAGACUUACGAUUCAGGUGCAUGUAUCUACUUCUAUUUUGCCUUUAACUACAGGGGCACUAGUGACCCACUGACCGUGUUUGAACAAACCGAGGCAGCCGCUAGAGAAGAAAUCCUCGCAAAUGGAGGGAGCCUGUCACAUCACCAUGGAGUGGGCAAGUUACGGAAGCAAUGGCUAAAGGAAAGUAUCUCUGAUGUCGGCUUUGGGAUGCUGAAGUCUGUCAAGGAAUAUGUGGACCCCAAUAACAUCUUUGGAAACAGAAACCUUUUCUAAAUCCAUUAGUAUCGUUUAAAGAAAUGUCACUUUUUCUUUAAAAGUCUUCAACUAUGGUUAUACCAGUAAUCAAAUAUAUCAUGGACUAUAUUUCGGCUACAUUUGUUUGUUGAUUUAAAAUAAGUUUGUUUUCAUUCUGUAGUUUGUUUUGUUUCUACAUCUAUGGAUUAACAGAUGGUAUUCCUAAAUCUCUCUCAUUGUAGGUACGUCAGUUUAUAGCCAACUGGUUGUCAUUUCAAAUUUUAGUCAAGCAGCUCCAGGCUGCCAGUUAUUUCAGAGGAAGAUGCUGCCAGCUGUUUUGUAUUGAUGCUUCCUCCUGGGAACAAAGGCAGAUUUUGGUGUCAUCUAUUGCUCAUCUAGCUUCUUUUUAAAAGAAUGUUUCUGGGAAGCAGGUAUCUAGGGAAGGAGAUUCCCCUGAGGAAUGGUAAAUGUGUAUGUUUAUUAAGAGUAUAUUCUAAUGUGAAUAGGCCAUUAAGGGGAUAUAUUCAUGAAAGAAUAUAGGCAACCUGGUAUUUAGAAUGGUUUCAGUUCUGUAAGGUGUUUGGCCUACAUUUUGCUUUGAAAUUACUGUAAAGGCAUAAAACCUUAAAUCAUCAGUAUACAAAUUAUUCUGUUAGGGGACAUGUUUUUCUCUGUGUUUCUAUUUCUUCUGAGAUAUGAGUUGUAUUUUUAUCACUGAGAUAACCUAUUGUUAUAACCUAGUUCAUUUAUAAUAUGUUUUGUGAGAAAAGCUGACUUAUCACUCAUUGUAAAUGAAGAACAGGUUUACCAUGAAAUGAAUGCCUUUAUUCAACUUAGAGUCCUAAUGUUUCUGAUUUCACAUUCUUAUUGCUGAGAUGCAGAAGCAGCAGCUACAACAGGAGCAGAAGGAAGACUUCUUACACAUAAUGUCUCCCAUUGAAAGAAUUGUUUGGCUAAGAAAACAGUCAUUGUUUAGCUAUUGAAUUUGAAAGCCUCAACAGUUUCAAUUACAAAAAUCUUUUUUUAAAAAAUUAACUCAAACAGCAUGUAAAUUUUCAUAUAAAAGUAAAGUGUCAAUUUAGUUUUUAAAUAAUGGUUUAAUGCCUUUUUUGAAUUACUGGGUUAACCUAAAUUUUAAAAAAAUUUAAUGUAUUAUUGCAUAUACCAUAAUCAAAAGUUUGAAAUAUUCUAUUUCUUAAAUAAUGAGAAUAUAAUAAUCACACUUAGCAAGCAUUUUUACAUUCAAACCUGGAUAUUAAAAUAAGUGAAAUGAUUACUUUGAA